CAAAAGUUGGUGUUGAAGUAAUCCCCAAAAGAAUGACUGUUGAGAUAUAGGCAAAUAAACACACUUCUUCUAUUUUGUUUUAGAGCAGCCAAAAACGCAGUCCAACCCACAUGUCCAACAUAUAUCUGGUUUACACCCCAACUAUCAGCAGACUGCAGUUCAUCAACAACUGGUUUGCACUUUUGCAGCAUUUUCGAGCUUUGUCAAAUCUCUGCAACAUCAAUUUCCAUCCCCCAUAAAUGGAUUCUCUCAUCUCCGGUUUCAAACCCAGGAGAACCUUCCCGCCAUUUGUCUUUGCAACUAUCAUCUCACCAUGCAUUACUCGAAACCCAGAAAGAGUUCCAAUGCUAGCAGCGGCGGUGGCGGUGCUUCCGCUUCGGCUGGUGGUGCUUCGGAGCGUCAUCGGUUAUAUAGGGGAGUAAGGCGUCGGACCAGUGGGAAAUGGGUGUCUGAAAUUAGAGAGCCGAGGAAGCCCAACAGAAUCUGGCUGGGUACAUUUCCCACUCCUGAAAUGGCAGCUAUUGCUUAUGAUGUUGCGGCACUUGCGCUAAAAGGCCAAGAUGCUGAGCUUAACUUUCCCAACUCCGCCGCCUCUUUGCCUGUGCCGGCCUCCAAGUCCCCUAGGGAUAUCCAGGCGGCUGCUACCUCUGCUGCGGCUGCUUUAGGGGCUGCAAACGAUGCUUUAUUUGGGAAUGAGGAUAUUGAAGGUCAGGGUAAUAAUAUCAGUCGGGUAGUGCCCGAGAAACCCACGACGGCUUAUGAGUUUGUGGAUGAGGAUAUGAUCUUUGAUAUGCCUAAUGUUCUUGCCAAUAUGGCUGAAGGGAUGCUUCUCAGUCCUCCUCGCUGGGACAUUGACAUUGCUGCUGAUCAUGUUCCCGCUUAUAACACCGGAGAUUAUGAGAACCUUUGGAAAUUCCCUUAAUAGUAAUAAUAUAAAUAUCGAUACUAAUAGUCUUAAAAUAACUAUGAAAGCUCUCCCUUACAAUGAAAAAUGAAAAAAGCAAAGACCAGUGGACACUGUUUAGUAUAUAACAGUGCCAAGGUUACUACCACAAACCUGGGACGGGUGUUUUUGAUUGUUUUGUACAGGAUUUUCUGUUUUUAUGAGGGGUUGCUGUUUGUCUCACCUCGAUUACUGUAAAUCUUCCAAGUGUCCGUACACUGUGUGUCCGAGUUGAAGCUUGCUUUAGCAAAUAAAAAUGU
Gossypium raimondii (Peruvian cotton) is the source of this 1203-nucleotide messenger RNA. RefSeq names its product ethylene-responsive transcription factor ERF024. Gene Ontology annotation, biological process: regulation of DNA-templated transcription. Lineage: Eukaryota; Viridiplantae; Streptophyta; Magnoliopsida; Malvales; Malvaceae. The record is from RefSeq and is a predicted model, not a curated record. The coding region runs from base 314 to 922 and encodes 202 amino acids. The transcript has a single exon. Gene Ontology annotation, molecular function: DNA-binding transcription factor activity; DNA binding.